Neodiprion fabricii is the source of this 5384-nucleotide messenger RNA. RefSeq lists its product as uncharacterized. Gene Ontology annotation, biological process: mitochondrial mRNA polyadenylation; mRNA 3'-end processing. The transcript is spliced from 5 exons. Bases 186 to 5063 code for a protein of 1625 amino acids. Gene Ontology annotation, molecular function: zinc ion binding; nucleic acid binding; poly(A) RNA polymerase activity. The record is from RefSeq and is a predicted model, not a curated record. Lineage: Eukaryota; Metazoa; Arthropoda; Insecta; Hymenoptera; Diprionidae.
GUAAUACUCACUGGUAGUACUAGGCAACGAACGGUCAACGGAAUUCCCCAAUGUCGCGUUGUGAAUACGGCCGCGCAAAGAACACGUUCAUUUACAAAAGGAUUUUGUCCAACAGAUUUUUCUUCAUCGAUUCGGUGUUUGAUAACUAGCGCUGGACGGACAAAAUAUUGUGAUGAUAAAAUGCAAUGACACUAAAAAUGGAUCUGGCUUCAAAAUGUACAUCGGAAUACACACCAGCAAGAUUUAGCGCCAGAGGCAUUUUUAUAACUGACAAUGGCUAUUCAUGCCUCAUUUGUAACAUAAAAAUUGUCAAUCUGGUGGACAGCAUCAAGCAUGUAUCUAAAAAGGAGCACUGUGAUAAACUUCACGACAUGAGGAUCGCUUGUUUCAAGGUUGAAGGAUUUGUUCAUUGCGAUAUAUGUACUAAUUAUGUAACAGAAAACUGGAAAGAUUUCCUAAUUCAUUUCAACCAAGAACAUCAUUUCCAGAGUGUGAAGGGAAAUGACAAUCAGCACAUCUCUUAUGUUUCGAAUGUGACUCUUGUUAAUAAUUAUUUAAUUGAGCAGGAUCCAGGAUAUUUUUUUUGCCUAUUCUGCAAUGCGUUAAUAAUCGGAGAUGACUCAGUCUUUACGCAUAUUAGAGAAAAAAAACAUGUAGAGUUACUCACAACUUUUACCGAGAAGUACCCACCCGAAAUACUCUUUGAAGCUGAAUGUCGCAAGUGGGCAAAAAAUUUUAUUUACAAACUAGUACAAUCAGAAUUCUAUUGUACUUUGUGCAAUAAUUCGAUAAAAGGGAGAAGAAAUUGUACCAAGCACAUUACUUCUGAUGACCAUAUAACAAAAAUGGUAACAAGCGAGAACAUUGAACGUCAACUCUUUGAUAACUGCAUUAAGAGGAAACAAAUGCUAGAUUCAUACGGAUGUCCAGGAUUUGGAACUUCAAAAGAUCCGCUAGAUGAUGCCAAAGCGAUGUGUGCUGCAAAUCUGAUGUUACAGGGAACAUGUACAUCACAAAAAUUUAGUGCAAGAGGUACUGAACAGAUUAGUUCCAGUAUUCGUGUAGAAAAUAUGCUAACCAAGGAUGAUCUUAAUUAUGAACCUCUUUGUAAUGAGAUUAAGGGGAAAAAAAAACCAGGUACAACUGAAGUUGCAUAUUUACAGGUAUCAAAGAACCUGCUAUCAGAAUCUUUUGAUAAAAUUAUUUGUGAAAACUCAAUAACGGGACCAGUUCCGCUAACGGGUCACUUCAUAUGCGAGCUGUGUUCCUGUAGCAUUGCCAGCCGAGAAACCGUCUAUGAACAUAUAUCAGGUCACCGACACAGGAGAUUGAGGAUAAAAGUCGAUUCCAUGAAAUCACAGGAAAUUACCAAUGUUUACGAAACAUUUCAAGAUUUGUCAAGUAGCUGGGAGUCAACUGAAAGUUCAUUAGCUAAUUGGGAAGUAUGUGAAACUCAAUCGCAAGGUAGCAAUUUAUUUGAAAAUUCAUCAAGUUCUUCGGAGUCAUGUGACAAGAUUUCGAAUAGUUGGGAAACAAUCAGUACAUCAAGUUCAUAUUCGGCACAACAGGCAUCAAUGAUGUAUGAAAUACCAGAUGCUUUCAUGCCAUUGAUUUCAGAAAAUUUAUUGGAACGUCGAAAAGGAGAACUAUAUUGUGUAGCUUGUGAAGCCCAUUUGAGAAAUCUGGAUAGUUUCCUAGGCCAUACAAAUAGUAAACGUCACAAUGCACGUUUGAAGAUAUACAAAACUCAGAUCUCCCAAAAAAAUAACAAGUUACCUGCAACUUUACAAAACAAUGUUUCUUCCAAUGUACAUGAAAGGUCAGUGGAUUGUAAAUCAUUUGAGUAUGCUAAGAGAGUGGUUGAUAAACCUGUAAGUCGACCAUCCAAACUGUUGGAGGUACCACAAGAUCUAAUUCCAUUGAUAUCAAAACAUUUGUUGAAUCAUUUGGAGAAGGAAAUAUAUUGCAAAGCUUGUGAUGCUCAUCUUUUAACUCCAAUCAGUUUGAUAAAUCACACGAUGAGUAAAAAUCAUAUCGCAAGAUUAAGUACUUACAGAGAUCAAAUUGCACAAAGCAGUAAAAAGUCAUCAUCGAAUACUUCAGAAGACAGCAGAGCUCCAAAUACACCUGUGCAUACAAUUAAUAAAAAACCUCUACAGUGGGUAUCAAAAAAUCUUGCAAAAUCAGAUAGUCAGCGAUCUACAAAAUUGCUUGAUGUACCGAAAAGCCUUGUAUCAUUGAUUACCAAGCAUUUGCUAGAUCAUCGAGAAAAGGAACUAUAUUGCAAAGCUUGUGAUGCUCAUCUUUUAACUCCAACCAGUUUGAUAGAUCACACAACAAGUAAAAAUCAUAUCGCAAGAUUAAGUAUUUACAGAGAUCAGAUUGCACAAAGCAGUAAAAAGUCGUCAUCGAGUACUUCAGAAGACAGCAGAGCUCCCAAUACAGCUGUGCAUCCAGUUAAUAAAAAACCCUUACAGUCGGUAUCAAAAAAUCUUGCAAAAGCAGAGAGUCGGCGAUCUACAAAAUUGCUUGAUGUACCGAAAAGCCUUGUAUCAUUGAUUACCAAGCAUUCGCUAGAUCAUCGGAAAAAGGAACUAUAUUGCAAAGCUUGUAAGGCUCACCUACAAAGUCCAAGCAGUAUAAUCGCGCAUACGGGGAGUAUAUACCACAUUACAAUGUUGAAAUAUUACAGAGAUCAGGUAUGGCGAAAAAACGAAACGUUAUUGAGUACUUCAGAAUAUAGUAAUGCUACGAACGCAUCUGGCCCUAUAAUUAGUAAAGAUCCACUGCAAUCGGUAUUAAGAAGUAGCGAGAAACCUGCAACUGUUACAUCAAAAAAUGCAAUUGAUGUAUAUCGUAAAGUUUGUAAAACUCAUAUAGAAACACCAGAAGUCAUGGAAAAUAACAUCAAAAGUGAACAACACAUGGAAAAUUUUGAAAGUGGUAAUGUUCAAGAAAAGAAGAAAGAAUUAUAUGUAAAUGAAAUGCCAUCCACAUCAUUCGGCAAUUCAAUCAACAAAAUAAAGUUGCCAGACUCACAAUCAGAUAUAAUCUGCAAAGUUAAUGUCCAAGCUGAAGACUCAUUGUCAGGAGCAUCCAAGACAAAGAAAGUACGAGUACGAAACAAAAAAAAAUCAAACAAGUCUAAUCGUGAAUCUCAAAUUCUAGAAUUAAAAUGCAACCUCAGCUGGCAAGAGACUGUUGUAACAAAUUCAAAGUUUUUGGAUAAUUUGAGAGAAGCGGGACAAAAUCAGGUGGAGAAUCCGAUUAACCAUUCGAAGGUACUUAAAAAAGAUAGAAGAAAGAAGGCUGUACCAAAAUAUUUACACGCCGAUAUGCAGCACAUUUAUAGUAUGAAUCCAGAAAAGUUGAGAAUAAUCAAAUUAAGUUGCCAAUUAUGUUUUCCAAAAACGUCAUCUGUAAUAUAUUGUCUAAUUUGUCAAAGAAGCAUACCUUGUAAAUUGCAGACUUUUUACGAACAUAUCUGCAGCCUGACACACACUGCGAAUUUAGCUGAGAUGGAAACAAACGAUCAACACUUUAUAAAUUGUCCAGAUCAAUUCAGUGACUUGACACUUGCAAAAGAGUUGUCUCAAGAAAUUUCAGAUGCAAAUGUUCAAUGUUUUGCUUGUGACUUGUCAAUUCAAAAUGAUCAUGCAGAUAUUAUUAAACAUGUUACAGAAGAUUUUCAUCAAGAAAGAAAACAGUCAUGGAAUAUAGUUAUGGAUAAAAUUCUACAGGAUAUUUUAGUUCAAAUGAAAAGCACUUGGUACAACAUUCAGAAAUAUUUGUGCCAGCUUUGCGAUAUUCAUUUUAAUACGGAAUUUUUCUUCACAGAGCAUUUAGAAGGGAAAAAACAUCAAAAAUGUCUGAAGAAAACGGGCAUAUUUGUGAACAGACUAAUUUACGAUGCUUGCAUAUCAUGUGCUACGUUGUGGUUGGGUUUUCCGGCACUUUAUGCACAGCAUUGUGAACAGCCAUUGCACAAGUAUUUAGUUCAGCAUGGAGACUAUGCAAAAUGCGUAUUACCAAAUCAAGCGAAAGCUCUAUUAGAAAAUGCUGAGGCAGAGGUCAUAAGCCUAAUUGCAUUAUCCGAUCAAGUAUUAAAUGUUCAAAAAACGAAAGUUAACUCCUUGUUAAAAUGCCUAGAAGAUACCGUCAAAGUCAAAUUUCCUGAAGCCAAGGCUUAUCCUUUCGGCUCAAGAGUAUCUGGCUUAGGUUUCCCAGAAAGCGACAUAGACGUAUUUUUGGAUUGUGGUACAUAUGACGGGAAAAAAACCUCUAAAACCUACCAAAUUGAUAUAAUUAGUUCUGUCGAGAAUUGUUUACGUGUUAAUGAGGAAUCAUGGGAAAUUGACGAGAUUCUCGUGUCGACUAGAACCCCCAUUAUCAAAUUACAUCACAGAAAUACAGAACUAAGCUGUGAUGUAUCAUUCACAAGUGGUCUAAGCGUUGAAAAUACUAAACUAUUAAAAUGCUUUAUCGACAAUUACCCGCUCUGCCGACAGUUAAUGUUGUUUUUGAAGAAAUGGCUUACUUUUUGCAAUUUAUCAGGCUCACGGUAUAUUACGAAUUAUGCUAUCUGUUGGUAUGUCAUUUUCUAUCUUCAAGUGGAAUCAAUUCUCCCAAGCGUUGCCAGCCUGAUUGCCAAAGAAAAUAAGUCCCAAAUAAUUAGUAAUUGGGAAACUGGAAUCUGUGCGACAUUUGAUGUCAGUGGGCACGAAUAUACCUUUACGAAGUUAUUGUACGGAUUUUUCGUUUUUUACUCCAAUUUUGAUUAUCGGCAUUCCGUGGUCUGCCCGCUUCUUGGUCGCACCAUAUUGAAAAAUGAUUUUGAGGAUCUCAAUCAACUACCAAAAGAGAUGACACCAUACGUUGAUCUGGUUAAGAACAGCAAUGAUGACUGCAUAGAGUUAUUUAGAAUUGAUUCAGAGAUGUGCAUUCAAGAUCCUUACGACUUAUCACAUAAUCUCACGAAGGCAGUACCAAAGUUAACUUUGAAUCGAUUUAAGCGGUUGUCUGCAGCAAGCGCAGAUAUUUUGAAAACUUUCCUACAAUGCUAAGGUUCAGUCAAUAUGUUCUAUCGCUGUGUUACGAAGUUGCUUCUAUUUGCGUAGCAACUUUACAUUUAAGAUAUGAUUUUAGUACCAUCUUACACUUCAGUGUAAAAUGUGCAUUUUUACUUCAGACGAAUCAUGUUUUUUAUAUUGGAACGAAUAUUAUGUAGUUGGAGUUUUUUUAGUUUGUCCUUUUUUACUAUAAUUUCAAACGGGGUCCUUUUCGGUUAUGUAUACACCAUGCAUCAUGUAGUCUAUGGUAGUGUGAUCAAAAACCUAGAAAUUUUAUUGCCCAUUUAUUUUGCAUUGAUUAAAUAUUUUUAAGCA